AACACGUGUAUUUCGUCAAAAUCUUCAGCCGCUUGCAAAGCAACGAAGGAUUGAAAGUUUCCCUACGAUGGCGGUAUCACGGAAGGGCACAGCAAAGGUGAAUGCACUGCUGGAGCUAGAGAAAUCCGUACAGGAGCACUGGGACAGCGAGCACGUGUUUGAAGAAAAUGCACAGGAAGGGAGAGAGAAAUAUUUCGUCACGUUUCCGUACCCAUACAUGAAUGGACGUCUGCACCUUGGGCACACAUUUUCACUAUCCAAGUGUGAAUUUGCAGUCGGAUACCAGCGACUCCAUGGAAAACAGUGUUUAUUUCCUUUCGGGCUCCACUGUACAGGAAUGCCGAUCAAGGCAUGUGCGGACAAGUUGAGGCGGGAGAUGAAGGACUAUGGAUAUCCGCCACAGUUUCCCGACGACGACGGCGACAGGGAUGCAGCGCAGAUGACGAGUGUGGCCAGUGCGGCCAGCGUCGCUGAGGUUCCCGUAGACAAGUCAAAGGGCAAGAAGAGCAAGGCGGCAGCAAAGGCAGGCGGUGCUAAGUACCAGUGGGAGAUCAUGCGCUCCAUGAACAUGUCCGACGAGGAGAUUGCCAAAUUUGCCGAUCCCAGCCACUGGCUCGGAUACUUUCCACCGCAUGCUGUGGAAGAUCUCAAGAAAAUGGGAAUCAAAGUGGAUUGGAGACGCACCUUCAUCACAACGGACGCCAACCCCUACUACGACUCGUUUGUCAGGUGGCAGUUUCUGCAUCUGAAGGCCAGAAAUAAAAUCCUAUUUGGCAAAAGGUAUACAAUAUUUUCUCCAAAAGAUGACCAGCCAUGUAUGGACCACGACAGAAGUACUGGAGAGGGAGUUGGACCUCAAGAAUACACACUUAUCAAGAUGAAAGCAGUGGAGCCUUUACCACCAAAGUUGCAAUCACUUGGUGGCCGCCCAAUCUAUCUGGUUGCCGCGACCCUGCGUCCGGAGACGAUGUACGGCCAGACGAACUGCUGGGUGCGUCCCGACAUGAAGUACGUGGCACAUGAGCUCGCGAAUGGUGAGGUGUUUGUCUGCACGCUGAGAGCUGCACGUAACAUGGCGUAUCAGGGCUUCACCAAGGUCAACGGAAAGGUCGACGUCCUGCUAGACAUCGUUGGACAGGAUAUAAUGGGCAUGGGUCUGCAUGCACCUUUGACAAAGUACAAGAUGAUUUAUACGCUUCCGAUGCUAACGAUUAAGGAGGAUAAAGGCACGGGGAUUGUCACCAGUGUACCGUCAGACGCCCCAGAUGACUUUGCUGCUCUCCGAGAUCUCAAGAAGAAGCAGCCUUUCCGUGAGAAAUACGGCAUAAAGGAUGAGAUGGUGCUGCCUUAUGAUCCCGUGCCGAUAAUUGAAAUUCCGGGGUUCGGUAAUCUAUCAGCCGUGACUGCCUGCGAGCAGCUGAAGGUGCAGAGUCAGAAUGACAAGGAUAAGCUGACUGAAGCCAAGGAGAGGGUCUACCUCAAAGGCUUCUACGAAGGUGUGAUGCUGGUGGGUGACUGUAAAGGCGAGAAGGUCCAGGAUGUUAAGAAACCCAUUCAGAAGAAGAUGAUUGAUAGAAAUGAAGCUGUUGUCUAUCAGGAGCCAGAGAAGAAGAUCAUCUCUAGGUCUGGUGACGAGUGCGUGGUCGCACUGUGUGAUCAGUGGUAUCUGGACUAUGGUGAGGAGGGCUGGAAGAAGGAGACGACACAGUGCCUGGAUCAGAUGGAGACAUACCUGGACGAAGUGCGCAGGAAUUAUUUAGCAACUCUGGAUUGGCUUCACGAGCAUGCGUGCUCGCGUUCGUAUGGCCUGGGCACGAAACUGCCGUGGGACCCACAGUAUCUGAUUGAGUCGCUGUCGGAUUCUACCAUCUACAUGGCUUACUACACGGUGUCACACCUCCUGCAGGGCGGUGUAUACGAUGGCAGUGGCAAGAGUCCGCUUAAUAUAAGGCCAGAGCAGUUGACCCCAGAAGUGUGGGACUAUGUCUUCUUCAAGGAUGCUCCCUUUCCAAAGACGAGCAUUACUAAGAGCAACUUGGAUGUGAUGAAGAAGGAGUUUGAGCACUGGUACGGCGUUGACCUGCGUGUGUCUGGCAAGGAUCUCAUCCCCAACCACCUGACCUACUAUCUCUACAACCACUGUGCCAUCUGGCCCAACGACAGAACAAAGUGGCCGAAGGCAGUAAGAGCGAACGGACAUCUGUUACUGAACUCUGAGAAGAUGUCUAAGUCAACAGGAAAUUUUCUGAAUCUCUAUGAAGCCAUAACAAAGUUUUCAGCAGAUGGCAUGAGGCUGUCUCUGGCGGACGCCGGCGAUGCGAUCGAGGAUGCAAACUUCGUCGAGACGAUGGCGGACGCAGGCAUCCUGCGGCUGUACACGCUGCUCGAGUGGGUGAAGGAGAUGAUAGCCAAUAGGGACACGCUGAGAUCUGGCCCCUGCGACACGUUCAACGACAAAGUGUUCAUCAGUGACAUGAAUAAGGGAGUGCUAGAGACGGCACAGCACUAUGACCGCAUGAUGUUCAAGGAGGCUUUAAAGACUGGCUUCUUUGAAUUCCAGGCAGCACGAGACAAAUACAGAGAACUCGCCACUGAGGGCAUGCACAAAGAUCUGGUAUUCCAGUUUAUUGAGUGGCAGAUUCUCAUCUUGUCACCAAUCUGCCCUCAUAUAUGUGAGCACAUCUGGGAGCAACUGGGAAAGCCUGGUAGCAUCAUGCACGCAACGUGGCCCGUGGCCGGACCCGUCGAUGACAUUCUGCUGGCCUCGUCCACGUACCUCAUGGAUGCCGCACACAUGUUCAGACUACGUUUGAAGAACCUCUGUCAGGCCCCCAAGGGCAAAAAAGUGGCUCCAGAAAAACCAACGCAUGGCACGAUCUUUGUGGCAAAAACGUACCCUGCAUGGCAGUGCACCAUCUUGACUCUGUUAAAGAAACUCCAUGAUGAAUCUGGUGAAAUGCCAGAAAACAAGGCAGUGGCUGCUGCUCUAAAGAAUCUGCCCGAGUUGAAAAAACACAUGAAAAAGGUCAUGCCUUUCGUGCAGACAGUUAAGGAAAAUGUCGUGAAGCAAGGACUGAAGGCACUCAAUCUCACUAUGGAGUUUGACGAGCAGGCAGUCUUACAGGAGAAUAUUGUCUACCUCCACAGCACACUAGAGCUCGAGGGUUUGGAUGUGAAAUUCUCACUCGAUUUCACGGAUGUGAAGAUACAAGAGGAAUGCUGCCCGGGUAAACCCAUCAUAACCUACAGGACAGAGGCGUCGGUCCCUAUGUUGAUCGUGAACCCGCAGCCGUGCAGCGGCCAUUUUCAGCUGACGGUGCCGAUCCUGCAGGGUGACACGGCUGCCCGGAUCACACACCGAAUGUGGAAAAUGGACAGGCUCAUUAAAGACCCGAGCGCGGUGCAGCUGCUGCGUUACGAGGACGCGCUGGCAGGCGCGCGAUGCAUCCCCGCAUUCGGCCAGCCCCUCAACAGCAAGCUCGCCGUCGGCGCCGCAGCCGUGUUUGCGAUCGACGCCACCAGGGGGAGCGUUCACGUCGUCGAAAACGGCGGCAGCUUUGACGUCGGCCCGCAGAUGGCGUACGUGGUGCGCGACGACGUUCACUGACGCGUAGCGCGCGGCGCCACCUCGUGGGGUGGGGGUGGGGGGACUGGGACUCAGUGAUUGUUACAUCAGGGGUGGGGAGUAUGGGGGAGUUGUGUAGGGAAUACUGACUGCUGGAGAGUACUCCACAAAUACAAGUCAAACAUAUAGGGGGCUCUCUGUGGGACAGACACAUUGUGCAGAGCUGAGCUGGGGAAGGAAACUGAACUCUGGCAAGUGAAAAUUAGUCUAUGAUAGUGUUGCAGUUUGCAUUUUGUAUGAAAGCUGAUCAGCUUAUUACAUGUUGCUAUAGUGUCUGAACCUAACAGUUGUCCCUAAAUUUGGCUCUGCAGGAAUUACAGAACCAUUUACUGUAUGUGUGAUCUUUUAAACAUCAGUUAUUUACUCAUCUAUAGGAAAUUCUACUUUUUUAGUAUUGGAGGUAGGUUAUUUGGAGGGUUAACAUGUGACUACCUGAACGUUAUUUGUUUAUUUUUCCUCCAGAUUGUUGGUAAUUUAUAUGAUGCUUACAUAUUGUUGAGUUUGGAAGAUCUAAUGAACAAGCACCAUUCAAUUCAAUCAAAUUCACACAUUCAAUUGCAGAGGCAAUUCUGAUGUAUUCGUUAAAAUCUUAUCUGUUUCUAGUGUGUAAUGUGCGACACCGUGAAUACUAAAUUGUGAUGAACAGUGCAUUGGCAUAGAUACAUCGCAUAGACAUGAGAAAAACAAGUACCUCUGUAUUUAUUACUCGUUUUUGUAAUAAAAAUGUAUGCUAGUGGGAUUUACCUGAAA
Priapulus caudatus is the source of this 4375-nucleotide messenger RNA. RefSeq names its product leucine--tRNA ligase, cytoplasmic-like. The record is from RefSeq and is a predicted model, not a curated record. Gene Ontology annotation, biological process: leucyl-tRNA aminoacylation. The transcript has 30 exons. The coding region runs from base 68 to 3607 and encodes 1179 amino acids. Lineage: Eukaryota; Metazoa; Priapulida; Priapulimorpha; Priapulimorphida; Priapulidae. Gene Ontology annotation, molecular function: leucine-tRNA ligase activity; ATP binding; aminoacyl-tRNA deacylase activity.